AUAAAUACCAGCCAAUGGGAGGCCAGUUCCUGCUGUAUAUAAAACUGGUGAGGCUGUGGGGGUGAGACUCCACUUCAUAUAGGUCUCCCUGUGACAGCUUUGGGGGUGUAAGAGCAAGAACAAGGGCGGUUUCCUUUUCUGUGGUACCCGCACCUUGCAGUCAGGCGUCAGUCAUGCCAUUCUCAAACAGCCACAACCUCCUGAAGAUGAAGUACUCUGCUACGGAUGAGUUCCCAGACCUGAGUGUUCACAACAAUCACAUGGCCAAGGUGCUGACCCUGGACCUGUACAAGAAGUUGAGGGACAAACAGACUUCCAGUGGAUUUACCCUGGAUGAUGUCAUUCAAACUGGGGUUGACAACCCAGGCCAUCCCUUCAUUAUGACAGUAGGCUGUGUAGCUGGUGAUGAAGAAUCUUAUGAAGUGUUUAAGGAUCUCCUUGACCCAAUUAUCAAGGACCGACAUGGAGGCUACAAACCAAGUGACCAGCACAAGACUGAUUUGAAUCCUGAUCACCUACAGGGUGGUGAUGACUUGGACCCCAGCUAUGUGCUAAGUUCCCGUGUCAGAACUGGUAGGAGCAUCCGUGGAUUCUGUCUUCCCCCUCAUUGUAGCAGAGGAGAGAGACGGGCUAUCGAGAAGCUUUCUGUUGAAGCCCUGGCUAGCCUGGAAGGUGACCUUAAUGGAAAGUACUAUGCUUUGAAAAACAUGACUGAUGCAGAGCAGCAGCAGCUGAUCGAUGAUCACUUCCUAUUUGAUAAACCAGUUUCUCCUCUCCUGUUGGCUUCUGGAAUGGCACGAGACUGGCCUGAUGGCAGAGGCAUUUGGCACAAUGACAACAAGACCUUCCUUGUCUGGAUCAAUGAGGAAGAUCACCUUAGAGUUAUUUCCAUGCAGAAAGGUGGCAACAUGAAGGAAGUGUUCACCCGCUUCUGUACUGGGCUAACACAGAUUGAAACUCUCUUCAAGACCAAAAACUAUGAGUUCAUGUGGAAUCCACACCUUGGCUACAUCCUGACCUGCCCAUCCAACCUUGGGACAGGUCUCCGGGGUGGUGUACACAUCAAACUACCUAACCUUGGCAAGCAUGAGAAGUUUGGAGAAAUCCUCAAGAGGCUGAGGCUGCAGAAGCGAGGCACUGGGGGUGUGGAUACUGCUGCUGUUGGAGGAGUGUUUGAUGUCUCCAAUGCUGACCGGCUAGGCUUCUCUGAGGUAGAGCUGGUGCAGAUGGUGGUUGAUGGUGUGAAGCUACUGAUUGAAAUGGAAAAACGCCUUGAAAAAGGCCAGUCCAUUGAUGACCUCAUACCAGCUCAGAAAUGAAAGCACUUUAAUUCCAUGCUUCCUAACUUAUUGGAUGAAUAAUAAACAUCACUCCAAUCAAAGUCCUGGGGUGUCAAACCCACUAGUAACACUGUAGAACAGUCUUCCAUCCAUCUGUGUUAGAGUUUAUUUUUUUGAUGGCUGAGAUGUUGCUGAAAAAACUGAAAUAAACUAUUGUUUUGGCCUGAUAAA
Caretta caretta (loggerhead turtle) is the source of this 1511-nucleotide messenger RNA. It is a transcript of the gene CKB, whose product is annotated as creatine kinase B. Gene Ontology annotation, biological process: phosphocreatine biosynthetic process. Gene Ontology annotation, molecular function: creatine kinase activity. NCBI's taxonomy places the organism in Eukaryota, Metazoa, Chordata, Testudines, Cheloniidae. The record is from RefSeq and is a predicted model, not a curated record.